Messenger RNA from Juglans regia (Persian walnut), 1272 nucleotides. Its product is annotated as ankyrin repeat-containing protein BDA1-like. The transcript has 4 exons. The coding region runs from base 1 to 1272 and encodes 423 amino acids. Gene Ontology annotation, molecular function: protein binding. Lineage: Eukaryota; Viridiplantae; Streptophyta; Magnoliopsida; Fagales; Juglandaceae. The record is from RefSeq and is a predicted model, not a curated record.
AUGGAUCCAAGUCAUUCGACGAUUUUGAGUGAUGCUGCUCAACAUGGAAACAUCCUGGCAUUGUACUUGGCAAUAAAGACGGAUCCGGAAGUUUUGGACAAGAUUGAUAAGAUUCCAUUUGCUGAGACUCCUUUACACACGGCCGCAUCAGUAGGACAGACAGAGUUUGCCAUGGAGAUAAUGAUGUUGAAGCCAUCAUUUGCUAGGAAGCUUAAUGAAGAUGGCUUCACCCCCAUGCACCUUGCUUUGCAAUUUAAACAAACUAAACUUGUGCUCCGGCUACUUGAUGUCGAUAAAGACCUUGUCCGUGUCCAAGGAAGGGGGGGAGUGUCUCCUUUCCAUUAUGCAGCCGAAAUUGGAGAAGAAGAUCUUUUGGUUGAAUUUCUAAAAGCCUGCCCAAAAUCUAUUGAAGAUGUGACGAAUCGAAAGGAGACUGCUCUCCAUAUCGCCCUUAAAAACAAACAAUUCGAUGCUUUUAUGUUACUGGUGGGUUGGCUUCGGCGGUCCUGGUUUAUCCAUGCUGCCUGGAUGGAAAAGAAUUUGCUGAAUUGGCCCGAUGACGAUGGCAACACUCCGUUGCACCUUGCUGUCUCAACAAAUGAUGCCGAGGUCGUGAGGCGUUUUGUGCAUUGUAUAUCAGUUGACAAGAACAAAAAGAAUUCGGCAGAAAAAACAGCUCUUCAAAUCUUGGAAGAUGAGAUGCAUGAAACCAAUUACAAAGAGACCGUUAUGAAGAUGAUACAUCGUUCCAUGAAAUGCCAGUCAUUAUUCCAGUUUCUAUUCCCGUCUCCUUCUCCUCUUGAAGUUCCACAACUGAAAGAAUUCUUAAGAUCUCGUUUCUCAAUUCAUGAGAACUAUUACAUAUUUAUGUUUCGUCAGAAUAUGGAUGUAAGCAAUGAUACGCGCAAUAUGCUGUUGGUGGUUGCUACAUUGGUUGUAACAGUUACGUACCAAGCAGCUCUGAGCCCCCCGGGAGGAGUUUGGCAAGAUGACUUCAAUGCUGAAACCGGUACUGGCCGUGCAGGAAGAACCGUGACCAUAUUACAGUUUGAUAUGGAAUUUAUGGGACAUCUUAGGCAUGUGAGUGUGAACAAAUUAUAUCAGGCUCAGGCCAAGAAGAUUAAGAAGAUGCGUCGGAGUUUCAACGAUGAGAAAUGCAUUGCCAUAGCUGAGGAAGUUGAUCGCCUCCUAUUGGCCGAGUUCAUUCGAGAAGCACACUACCUAGACUGUUUGCCCAACAUCAUGCUGGUGAAGAAGUCUAAUGGCAAAUAG